AUGCUAAUUCGUGCUUCAAUAAAUGAUCAUUUAGAAGUUGUUAAAUAUCUUAUCUCUAUUGGGGCAAAUAAAGAAGUAACUGAUGGUCCUGGAUGGACUCCACUCAUUUACGCAGCACAACAUGGCAAUUUUGAAGCUGUUAGAUAUCUUAUUUCUAUCGGAGCUAAUUUUGAAGCAGAGAAUUCUUAUGGAGAUACUCCACUUAUUCAGGCAUUGACAUUUGGCCAUAUUGAAAUUGUUAAAUAUCUUAUCUCUAUUGGCGCAAAUAAAGAAGUAAAAGGUGAAUUUGGAUAUACUCCACAAAUUGAUGCAUUAAAAUUUGGUCAUUUUGAAAUUUUUAAGUAUCUUAUCUCUAUUGGAGCCGAUAAAGAAGUAAAGGAUAAUAAUGGAAAUACUCCACUCAUUAUAGCAUCAGAAAAAGGCUUACUUGAAUUUGUUAAAUAUCUCAUCUCUGUUGGAGCUGAUAAAGAAGCAAAGGAUGAAGAUGGAAAUACUCCACUCAUUAAAGCUUCCAAAAAUGGCCAUCUUGAAGUUGUUCAAUAUCUCAUCUCUGUUGGAGCAUUUAAAGAUGCAAUGGAUAAUUAUGGGCGGACUCCACUUUCAUUUUCAAGUAAUGAUGUAAAAGAAUAUCUAAUUUCUGUGGGCGCUAAGUAA
Trichomonas vaginalis G3 is the source of this 654-nucleotide messenger RNA. RefSeq names its product ankyrin repeat protein family. The record is from RefSeq and is a predicted model, not a curated record. NCBI's taxonomy places the organism in Eukaryota, Parabasalia, Trichomonadida, Trichomonadidae. The transcript has a single exon. Bases 1 to 654 code for a protein of 217 amino acids. Gene Ontology annotation, molecular function: protein binding.